Messenger RNA from Eleginops maclovinus (Patagonian blennie), 5869 nucleotides. RefSeq names its product Smith-Magenis syndrome chromosome region, candidate 8a (gene smcr8a). Gene Ontology annotation, molecular function: GTPase activator activity. Gene Ontology annotation, cellular component: guanyl-nucleotide exchange factor complex. Bases 849 to 3626 code for a protein of 925 amino acids. The record is from RefSeq and is a predicted model, not a curated record. NCBI's taxonomy places the organism in Eukaryota, Metazoa, Chordata, Actinopteri, Perciformes, Eleginopidae. The transcript has 3 exons.
UGUCUCUGGAUGUGAAAAUUACAUGUAGCGCAUCAGGCUGUUAGCGGUGUGUGUGUUUGUGUGUGUGUUUGUCGAACAGACGUAUCGCCUUUUAGCCCAAAACACAGAAACGUGCUGGAGACUACGCAUGAAGAAAUUCAGUGGAAAGAAGAGAGGUGCUUCAAUGAUGCUGCUGUUAAAUUCUCUCUGAUCAUGAUGAAUGGUCUGACGCCAGCACGGAGCCUCUGAUUGGCGCAGGAUAAUUGCUUUUCUUAACAGAAAUUUGUAUUUAAUGUGGAGGACGCUACGUUUAAUCGAUUUGACAAAAUAACGAGGAUCUUGGACUCCUUUUAGCAGGGGCUCAGUUGGAUUUUUUGGGCCCACUAUGCUCUGGGACCCCCUUUUUUAAAAUGGUAUAAUCCACUUGCUUUUUCCUUUUCUUAGUCUGGGAAUCUCCAGGUUCUUUUAACCUCGCUGGUGUAUGACUUUUUAACUGUGCUGAUCUGUUAAGUGCUUCUGAUUCCAAUGAUAGAUUCAAGCCUUCAGCUGUGACUCCAAGGGACUUUUAUUUUUUUACAUCAUUGACUAUUUUGCAUUGUGCCUAUGCUGUCAUCUUUGCUGGAUGCCUGUUUCUCUUUUUAGUAAAUCAUAUCCGCAGCUGCAAUCUGUGAACAGCAAAUACAAAUAAUAGAGUGAUUGUUGUAGGUCAAAAUAGAUUCGAAAAACACAUUAAAUCCUUUCCUAUCUUUGGGAAUCUCUAGGGUUGCUUUAACCUCCCUGACAGGCAGAAUGGUCCAUCUGAAAGCUGGUUUAUGACUUUGUAACUGUGCUGCUCUGUGUCUUCUCAUGCCUUGCUCGUCAACACCACUAUGAUAAGCUCACCUGACGUGGUGGCUUUCACUAAAGAGGAUGAGUUCGGGCAGGCAGAUCCCGACCCCUGGGCCGUCCCUGAGGAGUUUUCUGUUCCUCUAUCUCCAAUCUCUGACUCAAACCCCUGGGCUAAAACCUCCUACGCCAAAUUCACCAAAGACUUCAUCCUCAUCUCUGAGUUCUCGGAGCAGGUUGGCCCCCAGCCUCUCCUCACCAUCCCAGAAGACCCCAAAGUCUGCGGCACCUUCGACCUCAACUACUUCUCCCUGCGCAUCAUGUCGGUGGACUACCAGGCCUCCUUUGUGGGGCAUCCACCCGGCAGUGGGUACCCGAGGCUCAGCUUUGUGGAGGACUCCAGAGUGGUGCUUGGAGACUCAAAGGAAGGGGCGUUCGCAUACGUCCAUCACCUCACGCUUUACGACCUGGAGGCGAGGGGCUUCGUGCGACCGUUCUGCAUGGCGUACGUCUCGGCUGAUGAGAGGAAAAUCAUGCUGCAGUUCCAGGAGCUGUCACUCCGCUUCUCUCAGGCGUCCGAGUGUCUGAAGGCUGGGAACAGGAGAGCGUUUGCCAAGGAGCUCCAGAGGAAGCUGCGGGAUCUGGAGUACACUCACUCAGUGCUGCAGAGGGAGGAGGGUCUGCAGAGAGAGGCCGGGACUCAGCGCAUGUACUCCGCUCACGCUGUGGAGAAAGCCAACGAGCUCGCAAACGUGGAAAAAAGUAUCUACGAACACCGAGACCUGCUGAGGCAGAUCAGCUCCUACAACAAACGUCCGCGCCGAGACCCUCAAGCCGUCAGCUGUGAGAAGUGCAUCAACGAGUGCUUGAGCGAAUGCGAACAGCUGAUAGAGAAAUACGCAAAGCUGGCCAGGCCUUUUAGCUACACUGGCAAAGAUGAAACAGGGCAGGAAGGGCAGAAGGACGGUGAAGAAGUUGCAGAAGAAGGCGAAGAUGUUAAGCGAAGGCCGUCGUACACGCCGCAGCUGAUCAAAGCUAAGUCCGCAAAGUGUUUCGACAAACGCCUGAAGACCCUGCAGGAGCUGUGCGACGUUACUUUCUACGAUGCCACCGUGACGCUCCUGAAGGAGACAGAGAAGGGUUUCCGGGGGGAUCUUUGCUACCUGCACACAAGACGCCUCGACAAGGCACUACGCAGGAAACAGAGAGUUACAAACUUCCUGUUUGAGGAGGACCUCGGGGAUGACGAUGAAGAGGAUGAAAGGGGAAUCCUGAGACCAUUCUGUGCUGUGAACCAUGCUGUAGAUAACUAUACUCUCUUAAAUCCACCUCAUAUUGUGCUGGGAACAGAACCUCUAGUGCUGGAUGCUCUGGAGCCUUCGGAUCCUUGUCACCCAGAAACCAGCAAUAAUCAAGACACUGAACCUGGGCUUGUGGAGAGCCAUCUGGACUCCUCCCCUUCAGAUCAGACUCUGGAGACUCAAGGGAGCUCAGAAGGGAACAAAGGAAGCUUCAGCAGCGAUAAGAGCGGACUGGAUCUCGCAGAAAAGCAACUGGAUCUGGCUAAAUCAGAAGCUCCCUAUCCUGAUUCUGAACUGACCCAUGAACCCGACAUGGAGAGGGAAAGCAGCAGCGAAGAUAUGGAGACAACGGCUGGGGAUGAGGAUGGAGACGGGACCCCUGUGUCGCUUCUGGAGGUUGUUUCCGAGCUGGAGGCCAGCAGAGAAGACCAGUGUGAAGUAAUAACCGAUGGCGCUUCGGAUAUAUUGAUUCCGUUGGACUCUGCUUGCUGCAUGGCCCAGGAGGGUUUCCUUUACGAAGCUUCUCCAGCAGAGAUAACCCCUUGUGUUGGCAAAAGCUCCAACUUGCAAACCCCAGUUGUCAACCAGGAGCCCCAGGCCCUACUUCCCAUCCAAGAUGACUACACGGUGGGUUCCCCGGGCUCAGAAAGCCCCGCAACUGGACUGGAGCUUCCCGUCGGGCUCUUUGGAGAUGCAGUUUCUCGAACCUCAGUGGAGGAAGGGUCGGACUGUACCAUGAGCGCUUCUACAGGGUCCGAUCGGGGUGCUUCACCUCUUGGCUACGGGGGAGUUGUGACCCUGCGUCAGAGGAAGAAGGCCGGACAAGGAGCGUUGAAGUUUGUGCGACAGUAUCCGUUUGCCAUGCAGGCGCUGUGGUGUUUGCUGAGCGGCAGGACGCUGGUGGUGCUGGGGGUCGACGAGGGGAGGGUCCGCCGGCUGGUUUCUGCUCUGGCUCUCUUUGUGCCAGCGCCAGGGAGGUGUGGAGAGAGGGUUCAAGCCUGGCUGUCCUGUCCCUUCACCCUCACCGACCUGCAGAGGUGGAAACUCAUUGGUUUACAAAGAGUGGCGUCCCCUGUUGGCUCCAGCAUGCUUUACUCUCUGUCCCGCUACAGCCGCUACAUCUCCAUCCUGGACGCCGACCACAAGACGCUGCGCUGCCCGCCGUACCGAGGCAAACUGCUCGCCAACAUCGCCGACCAUCGCACCUACAUCCGCCGCGGCUCCACCUACUUCCUCCACCUGCAGAGCACGCUGUGUGAGAUGGCAGCCAAGGCCUUCCUGUUCACCUUCACCCACCACCUGCACCUGCCCGUCAGCUCCACGGAGGGGCCCGAGGUGGUGGAGGGCCGCCGCCGCUGCUUCCUGCAGGAGCAGCUGGGUCUGGGGGAGGAGGACAGCCAGAUACUGCUCUACCUCAGCCAGCUCAUCACACAGCACUACCUGCAACCCUCCACCGGGGGCAGCGCAGCAGCAACAAGUUUUAGCUUCAACUACACCACCAGCGUUUUAUACAAAAUCUGAUGUUAACCCGAGGGUUCCCACAUAGUUUUAGCAAAAAUCAUCGUCCAGUCUUUGGUUUUAAAUGGACCAAAGGAGCAUUUUAAUGAGGUCUACGCUCAGUUUUUAUUUUCAGGAAAGUCUACUCUGCUCUACUUUAGUUCUCGUUUUAUUAAGUGUGUAAUCUCUAGUCACUCGGCCUUGCUGUGUUUUUCUCUAGCCGUUCCUAUUUCCUGUACAGGAAGGAAAAAGGAGGCAGUUGUGAAUGUCAGUGAGCGUUUGUCUGUAUUUGGUCAAGAACACAAUCACAAACCAAACAUAGCACACGAAGGACAGUCCUACUUAUUGUCCUUGAAUCACUGUGUGUUUUAAUGGAAAUGUUACUCGCGCUGGCUUGUUUGCAGUCAGUUCCCCCCUUUCUUCUCACCAUACACACUCUGUGUUAAUUAACCAUAGCUCAGUGUUGACCCACUAAUUCCAGUUUUCAACUACGAUAUAAUUUUAGCAAGGUUUUUUUAGGAUUACUGCAACAGUCUCACGUAUGCUGACAUUGUCUGCAUGUGAAAUCUUAUCAGCAGGCUUAUCACAGCUGGUUUUGUGACAUGCCUUUCUUCCAAAUUAACUUCCUGAAGCCGAUUCCUUUUUUAUAUUUCUUUUAUGAAUCAAUUUUAAACGCACAUUCCUGCAGUAAUCUUCCUUUAAUUUCCAAAUAGAGACACAAUGUUGGAUUUAACCUGAGUGGAUUUGUGGGCAAGGAUGAAACAUUCCUUACCUUUAAAGUUGGUGAUGCAUGAGAAGGUAAUAUUUUCUGCGUGAAUUACACACAGAGAGCCCCAUGUGAUAUUUGCAUGUCCGGAAAUCAUACUCACCCAUGUUGGGCCGGUGUCACUACUAAGGGCUGGCGGAGCAUUUUCAUGGAUAUUACUCACACCGUGCAGGAAAAAUGUACUCAAACCUAAAUGUAUUGAAUUUCACUGUUGUCUUAAAAGUUGUCUGAGAGUGUUGUGGUGUCAGCAUGAGACUGUCUUGUGCCCGGGUGAAUCACAGUGUUGAUAAUAUUUCUGUUUCGUUGUAUUCGGAUGAAGAUGCUGAAAGAGUUUGAGGUGUUGGGACAGUGUUGAUGAUUUCAUUACGGGGGAAAGAAUGGUCUCCUGUGCCAUCAAAAAGUUGAAUUAGGACGGCUGCCUAUUAUUUAUUUUUCUUCUGAACAACCAUUUGCUGGAUGUGUGGUGUGAACAAAACUUGUGAGUGUUUAUUGCUUUAGGACAAAUUUGGAUUAUGACCAUCAUGAUUAGUACGCUUUGAUUUCCUCUUUGCAGAAUUCCAGAGAAAAGUAGGAAAUCUUUUAAAGAGGCCCUAUUAUGCUUUUUACGGGGUCCCCUUUCCUGUAGUGUUAUAUAGGCUUUGCCUGAAACUCCUCCAUUGGACUCCUUUUGUUUACUUCUGUAACAUCCCUAUGUAACGUUUGCUCUCCUAUUACAGCUCCAACAUAUUGAACGUGAUAGGCUAAUGGGCGGUACAUCUAUAAGCCGUUGACCAAUCACAACAGAGCCGGCCAGCUAACCUGUCGAAGCAGACUGGGCUCUGGUUUCAGACAGAGGGUGAACACACAUGAAGAGCUUUUUGAUAAAAACCUGAAAGGAGCAUAACAGGGCCCCUUUAAGUUGUUGCCACAUCGGCCAAUUAAACGGCACUUAAGAAGCGUAUCGAUGUUUUUCCAGAUUUGACUAAUUCUGUGGCAUCAGUAAUGGAGAUGUAAUUCCGUAUCUUAGAAUGGUAAGUGUACUUGUGACUGCAUGGUCAGACUUCUAUUGUGAAAGGUCAGAAAAACGUGGCAUCAUGGCUGCUGCCCUUCCUGCUUCGAAAAGACACUUUUUGGUUUUAACUCACAGCAACCUUACAUUUUUAAUUCCCUUUGAGUAUUAUUUCAGUUUAAUGCUUAAUAUUAUUUUGCCAUGUGAUGUAUUUUUAAUACUUCUUUAACGCUUGAAUAACACAUUUUAUUUUUUAAAGUUUCAUCCCUGUGAUGCAAAAAGGUGAAUGUAAUCCGAUGAGCCAUACCACAGUGUGCUUAACAUGUCGUCACUCAGUGUCCUUAUGUUGCCAUAUCACGCCCACCUUUUGUAUCUCAUCACGACGGGGGGUGUCGUGCUCCCUUGAGGCGGCGUUGAUGCCAGUGAUUUUGCUAAAGCACGUUGUAAAUGUCUUUGCCGCUUUGAUGUAAAUGUUGUUGAUAUUCAUUUAUCCCAUUAAAUUAUUUGAAUCCA